ACAAGCACUGCUCGGCAUAUUAAUGGUGACGGUGAUGCGAGCGUUGCCAUUGCGAGUGCUACUAACACACGCGCGUCAUGUUCGAAAAUGUGCUGUAAUUCCCAUAAAAGUAAAUGACAGUGACAGAUAUCAAUCAGUCAAUAUCUGAUAGCACGCGUACAUGGCAAUAAAUUUAUUAACCUGUUUAUGAAGGAAAUGCGACCCUAUAAAUAAAGUUAUAAGCAACUGAGAACGUGUGUGUGUGCGUGUGUGCAACGAAAGCGAAAGGCAAGCGGGAGAAAACGCGAGUAAAUAAAUAUAAGUAAGAAAAUAAUAAAAUGAAAUCGCGAAUGGUGGCAAAAUUGCUCGCGGCGAUUGCACUGAUUUCCAUGAAGGCCGGCGCUAGCGUCAGCACCAGCGUUGCUGUCAUUUCCAUAGGUCAGGAUGCAGCCAACUUGAAUGCACAAUACUGCAACAGCUCGACGCAUUCCCACAUGUGGGGCGAUGUGGAUCCCAACAUAUUCUACAUUUGCGAUGAAGUGAGUAGCACAGCGCGCAAAUUGCGUUGUCCGAUGGGACGUGGUUUUUUCAAGGGACACGGCUACUAUGGCUGCAUACCGUACAAUGAGUGGCCAGCCUGCAUCGACAACAGUACUCGCAGCGAUGCAGCAGGCAGCAAUGCCACGGCGCAGGUGUGCAGUGACGAGGAAUACUUACAACAAACAUGGACGGCAGUGGAUCCGAAUAAAUUUUAUAUUUGCCAGGAAGAGAAUAAUGCACCGCAGUUGAUGAACUGUGAACCGGGCAAAGGGUAUGUCAGCACCUGGACGAAUGGCGGGCAUGACAGUAUUCAUAUUGUGGGCUGUGCUGCGUGGGAGAAAUGGCGAAUGUAUAUGCAUUGUGAGGGUUUUUAUUGAGAUGUACGCUAAUUGAGGGUUAAAAAAGACACAUAAAAAAAAAAUUAAAUAUUUUAGCCGAAUAUCUGAACAAUGUGUAUUUUAUAUGUAUGUACUCGUAUGUGUUGUUAUAAAUGGAGUCUGUGCUGAGAAGCGAAUGCUGCCGCCACCCAUUGCAUGAUUCAUCUGAUGGUGUUGUGCAAAACAUUUCUUUCCUAUGCACACAUACAUGCAUAAAUAUGUAUACAUACACAUGUUUGUUUAUUUUGUGUUAUUGUUUGCGAUAUUCGAUAAACAAGUUUUGCAAUUCCCGGUGAAAACUGUGUUGUGCCAGCAAAACUGGUUGGGUAAAAAUAAACAAAUUUAAUUAAGUAAAAAUAGCAUUGAUAAGUUCCCAUUUUUUUUUCGACUGUUAUUGCCGAUAAGAUAGCGAGGCAAUAAAUUGAAUUGAAAAAAUCUGAGCAUAGUUUCUGGCUAAUGAAUAAAUUGAUUGAAAUUGUAGCGGGCCAUGAAAUUUGAGUUCGAUAACAAUUAUGAGUUUCUGCUGGCGGCGUUUUACAGAAAUAAAAAAAAAGAUAAUAGGAAAUAAUGAAAGUGGGGUAAAAAAUUUGAAUAUAUGGAAUAUUGUUACUCUUUAUGGUUGAGAGUAAUAAAAUAAAUUUGAUGAAUAUUAAUAUACAUAUGUAGCUGAAUUGUUUGUAUAUGAGAAAUAAUUCUUUUUAUGAAAUACUUGAAAAAUAUUUUUAGUAGAAGAGUAAGCUAAUUUGCGAUUAGUGCGCAAUAAAAAAUAAUUAAGUCAAUUAAAUAACCAAAUUCAAUUAUAUAUUUAAGAAAAUUGUAAUGAAUUUAAAAAAUAAUACUACAAUAAUUCGAGACAUUAAAAGCUGAAACGAGGCUCAAGUAAUGGUGUUGGUAGUUGAUUAAUUUUGCGGCCGCCGUAGCCGAAUGGGUUGGUGCAUGACUACCAUUCGGAAUCCACAGAGAGAACGUAGGUUCGAAUCUCGGUGAAAUACCAAAAUUAAGAAAAAGUUUUUUCUAAUAGCGGUCGCCACUCGGCAGGCAAUGGCAAACCUCCGAGUGUAUUUCUGCCAUGAAAAAGCUCCUCAUAAAUAAAUUUGCCGUCCGGAGUCUGCUUGAAACUGUAGGCCCAUCCAUUUGCGGAACCACAUCAAGACCCACGCCACAAAUAGG
Molecule: messenger RNA, 2066 nt
Organism: Anastrepha ludens (Mexican fruit fly)
Lineage: Eukaryota; Metazoa; Arthropoda; Insecta; Diptera; Tephritidae
Exons: 1
Coding region: 318-896 (192 amino acids)
Source: RefSeq, a predicted model, not a curated record